Messenger RNA from Hibiscus syriacus, 633 nucleotides. RefSeq lists its product as uncharacterized. The transcript is spliced from 2 exons. The coding region runs from base 1 to 633 and encodes 210 amino acids. The record is from RefSeq and is a predicted model, not a curated record. NCBI's taxonomy places the organism in Eukaryota, Viridiplantae, Streptophyta, Magnoliopsida, Malvales, Malvaceae. Gene Ontology annotation, biological process: root development; shoot system development.
AUGGCUACCUCUCCUUUGAAUGUCCAGCCUUCUUUCCAUGCUCGCUCAAACAGUUUACCUUCAAGGCAACACCCCGUCACUUCUCAAAUCGAUGAAAGUCUGAACCGACUGAGGGCAUCUCAGUCGGCCUCUACAUCGUCAUCAAUAGGACAUCAACUCAACUGCCUUCAAGAUUUGUACGACUCUGUUGACAAGUUGCUUCAAUUGCCCCUUGCUCAACAAAGUCUAGCUAAAGAGCAGCAAACGGAAUUGAUCGAACAACUUUUGGAUGGAUCUCUCAUGCUCCUCGAUGUAUGUGGGACCGCUAGAGAUGCCUUGUUUCAAACAAAGGAAUGCAGAUCUUCAAUCGGGCCAGAUGCUGAAUCAAAAUCGAGUCCAUGGUCAGUAGUUUCAAAGUUAAUGCACCAGAAAAAAGUGAUUUGCAAGGAAGAACAAAAAACAAAUGAAAUUGCAAAUGCUGAAGCUACAAUGCGUUCCUUGAUUAAAUCUGGAAGCAUGAAGAAUGUUGUGAAUGUGCAAAAUGCUCUGGAAAACUCAGAGAUGUGCAUCCAAGAUCUUGAUGAAGGUCUCGAAAGCUUUUUCAGGAGGUUGAUCAAAGAUAGAGUCACUAUUCUCAACAUCCUCAAUUGUUGA